Molecule: messenger RNA, 1134 nt
Organism: Linum tenue
Lineage: Eukaryota; Viridiplantae; Streptophyta; Magnoliopsida; Malpighiales; Linaceae
Source: the annotation of a GenBank genome assembly
AUGAGGAACUCAUUAAGAAGCCAUGGCGGUUUGGUCAGCCACCUGAGCAUCCUUAUUAUUGCAACCUUUUCAACUCAUUUGCUCCGCCAAGUUUUCGCGAUCCCCAGAACCUGCAAUCUGUUCCAAGGAAGUUGGGUGUCGGAUAACAGCAGCAAAUCCAAUAAUAUUCCGCUGGUCUAUGAUUCCUCCCAAUGUCCAUUCAUCAACCCAUUAUUCGACUGCGCCAAGCAUGGUCGCCCUGAUCGCGGUUACCUUCGUUAUAGAUGGCAACCUAGUGCAUGUAACUUGCCCAAAUUUGAUGGGAAGGUUUUCUUGGAGAAACUGAGAGGGAAAACCAUAGUGAUUGUUGGAGACUCGAUUUCUUUCAACCAACAAGAGUCAUUGACUUGCUUGCUUCAUGCUGCCGUUGGGCCAAACUCGAAAAUUACCACAGGCACCAUGGGUCCAUACAACUCUAAUUACGUGACUUUCCAGGAAUACGGGGUGACGAUAGCUGAAUUCUAUACCCGAUUCCUGGCGCAAAUCACUACGGAAAAGAUCGGCCGGGUACUGAAACUUCAUCUGAUAAACGACUACGGCAACGUGUGGAAAGACGCUGACGUCCUUAUCUUCAACACCGGGUUCUGGUGGGAUGUCAAUGGGAAUCAAAAAGGAUGGGAUUUCAUUCAAGACGGGGAAAAUAACCCGAUCGUCCGAGAUAUGGACCGAACCCUAGCCUUUCGAAAAGCCCUAACGACAUGGGCGAAAUGGGUCGAUUCAGGAGUGCUGAAUUUCGCCAAAACCAAAGUAUUCUACCAAGGAUUCUACCCUGACCACUACCGCCCUUCUGAAUGGGGACGUCCGGAGUUGAAAGAUUGUGCAAAGGAGACUGAGCCAAUGUCAGGAUCGACGUAUCCUGCCGGUCCGCCGCCGAGGCUGAGCAUAGUAGAGCAAGUGCUGAGCAGCAUAAAAAGCCCAGUUCAGUUUCUGAACGUAACAACGUUGUCACAGCUGAGAAAAGAUGGGCAUCCUGGUCGUUACAGUGAUGCCGGGAAUGGGUUCGUAGAUUGUACACAUUGGUGUCUUGCUGGGAUCCCAGAUACUUGGAGCAGCAUCAUAUUUGCAUAUCUUACUUUAGAUGAGAAUAUGGCCUAG